Messenger RNA from Quercus lobata, 2783 nucleotides. RefSeq names its product phosphate transporter PHO1 homolog 9-like. Gene Ontology annotation, molecular function: inositol hexakisphosphate binding; phosphate transmembrane transporter activity. Lineage: Eukaryota; Viridiplantae; Streptophyta; Magnoliopsida; Fagales; Fagaceae. The record is from RefSeq and is a predicted model, not a curated record. The coding region runs from base 124 to 2499 and encodes 791 amino acids. The transcript has 13 exons. Gene Ontology annotation, cellular component: plasma membrane; cytoplasm; trans-Golgi network. Gene Ontology annotation, biological process: cellular response to phosphate starvation; phosphate ion transport.
CACUGGACCCAUAAAUAAGCUCAUUAAUGCAAAGACUACUAAAGCUUCAAUUCAUAUCUUUAACUAUAUGUUUGUUCACUAGCAUCUACAUUGAUCUGCAGAAGAGGUUGUUUGUGAAAGAAAAUGAAGUUUGGAAAGGAGUUUGCAUCACAGAUGGUGCAGGAAUGGCAAGAAGCAUACAUGGACUACAACUAUCUCAAAACCGUCUUGAAAGAUAUCCUGCAGUUCAAGAAGAGAAACCCAUCAACACCAAAGGCAUCAACCUCACAAGGGUCUUUGAAGAGAAGGGUGUCCCUCUAUAGAGCUUUCAGUGGGCUUACUAGCCGGCACAGAAGCUCUCCCAAGAAGAACGAAGACGAAGUAAUUCUAGUUAAUGCAGUAGUGCAGCAGCAAGAGGAGGAGUCUGAAAGGCACUACCAAACCAUGUUCCUUAUGAGCUCGGAAAUGGGGGGAGAGUGUGAGCUUUUGUUUUUUAGGAGGCUUGAUGAUGAGUUUAAUAAAGUCAUCAACUUUUAUAAGAAGAAGGUGGAGGCAGUGAUGGAGGAGGCAAAUGAAUUGACCAAGCAGAUGGAUGUUUUGAUUGCACUUCGAAUAAAGGUAGAUGAUCCUCUGAUGGAAUUUAAUGGAUCUGAUCCAAGAAAUAUUUCCAGCAAUGGGGCGUCCUCACCUUCAGCCACGGCUGCUCAUUCCAUAAAUGCAAGAAAACCAGGACUGUCUCAUAUGGAUGCGAUUCAAGAAGUCGAGAUGAGCAGUGAAGGAAAUUUAGAAGAUGAAAAACAAGAAGACCAUAUAGAAAAGGCUUGUGAGCAUAGCAAGUCCAAAGGAAACAAGGUGGAGAUAAAGGGCUUUAGACGAGCUUCAUUAGACAUUUUGAAUCAUGUAAAGAUCAAUGUCACACCUGAAACUCCAGUGUCUACCUUGAAAGGCAUCCUCAUGAGUUCAAAUUCAGACUUUUCAUUCAGCAGGAAAGAGCUAAGGAAAGCAGAACAACAAAUGACACAGGCUUUUAUUGAAUUCUACCAAAAGCUAAGACUUCUGAAAAGCUAUUGCUUCUUGAAUCAAUUGGCAUUUUCAAAGAUUAUGAAGAAGUAUGACAAGAUCACUUCAAGGAAUGCGUCAAAGACAUACAUGGAGAUGGUGGACAGUUCUUAUAUUGGUAGCUCUGAUGAGGUUACCAGGCUCAUGGAAAGGGUGGAGGUUACCUUUAUAAAGCACUUUGCAAAUGGAAAUCAUAGAAAAGGAAUGGACACAUUAAGACCUAAAGCCAGAAGGGAAAGACAUAGAAUUACGUUUUCCUUAGGUUUUUUUUCUGGCUUCUCACUUGCACUUGUAAUAGCCAUCAUUGUGCUUGUACAUGCAAGAGAUCUCAUGAAGAACGAGGGGCGUACUCAGUAUAUGGAAAACAUGUUUCCUCUUUACAGUUUGUUUGGAUUCAUUGUCCUUCAUAUGCUCAUGCACUCCGCAAACUUAUACUUCUGGAGGCGUUAUAGAAUCAAUUAUGCAUUUAUUUUUGGCUUUAAGCAAGGAAGAGAGUUAGGUUACAGAGAAGUAUUUCUUCUUAGUUCAGGUCUUGCUGUAUUGGCAUUGGCUGGAGUAAUCUCAAAUUUAGAUAUGGAGAUGGACCCGAGAACAAAAAGUUUCAAAGCCUUAACUGAAUUAGUUCCUUUAGGCCUACUUACUGUUGUUCUUCUUAUAAUAUUGUGUCCUUUCAAUAUCAUUUUCCGUUCAAGUCGCUUCUUCCUCCUCCAAUCUACAUUACACUGUCUUUGUGCUCCUCUUUACAAGGUUACCCUUCCAGAUUUUUUCUUGGCAGACCAGCUGACUAGCCAGGUGCAAGCCUUCAGAAGUUUGGAAUUUUAUGUUUGCUAUUAUGGUUGGGGUGACUUCAAAAGAAGAUCAAACAAGUGCAAAGAAAGUGGUGUUUUUCAAACUUUCUAUUUCAUUGUAGCAAUCAUUCCAUAUUCAAUCCGUUUCCUUCAGAGCCUCCGGCGCUUCGUGGAGGAGAAAGAUGCAAUGCAAGGGCUUAAUGGGUUGAAAUACUUCUCGAUACUUAUUGCAGUUGCCAUGAGGACUAGUUAUGAUUUAAAAAGGGUGAUGACUUGGAGGAUCAUAGCUGCAGCCAGUUCAGGUGUUGCAACAAUGGCUGCUACAUAUUGGGACAUUGUCAUAGAUUGGGGUCUUCUGCAAAGGAAUUCCAAAAAUCCAUGGCUAAGAGAUAAACUCAUUGUGUCAAACAGAAGUGUUUACUUUGUAGCUAUGGUAUUAAAUGUUGUACUCAGACUUGCUUGGAUGCAGUCAGUCUUAGGUUUUACGGAAACCCCUUUCUUGCAUAGACAAGCCUUGGUUGCGAUAGUUGCCUGCUUGGAGAUCCUUCGUCGUGGCAUUUGGAAUUUCUUCAGAUUGGAGAAUGAACACUUAAACAAUGUUGGGAAGUAUCGGGCAUUCAAGUCAGUACCACUACCUUUUUACUAUGAUGACGAUGAAGACAAGGACAUAUAGACAUGUACAGAAGAAAGAUGACAGAAGAACUGAGAUCAUCAUUUUCAUAUAUGUCUUAUUUUUUUUACUUAAUGUUCUUUAGUUCUCUUCUUCUUCUUUUUCUUUUUUUUUUUUUUUAAAAUUUUGAGUGAAAUUGAGAUGUUAGAUAAGAAAUAACAAAAAGAAAAGAGUAUAUUGAUAGACUCUACUGUCAAUACAAAUUAUUGGGUUUGACUACGAUGUGCAGAGCUUGACUCUACAAUAUGCAGCACUAACAGUUACCAGAUUUGAAGCAAGAAUAAAUA